UACGAACGAAGAAGAAGAAGAACCAGAAAGAUGUCUGAAUUAUUGUCUCCGGAACUCAGAUCCCCUACAAAGAAGAAGAAGAAGGAGAUGCUUUCCUAUUUGCCUCCGGAAGUCAUCACGCUCAUCCUAAGCCGACUCCCGGUGAAAUCGGCGGUGAAAUGCACCGCCGUAUGCAAGGCCUGGUAUGCUCUCAUCAAAGAUCCCACUUUCAUUCCCACUCAUCUGCAGCAGGCCGCGUCUCUUCAGGACGACGAUCUUCUCCUUCACGGAUUCCACUACUUUCAUUUGUGCUGGGACAAUGGCGCUUUUGUAGGGCAUAAGAAGCUCCGCUUACCCUUCAAGAGCGGGGAUUUUAAGUUUUUAGGGACUUGUAAUGGCCUGAUUUGUCUAGUAAAUCUCCAGUCAUUUCCUUGGGAUGUAAUUCUCUGGAACCCUUGUAUUCGUAGACAUUUUAUUUUGCCCAAGCCCGAUGUGCCCUAUGGGGUGAUUCGUCGCGCCACACUUGGUUUUGGGUUUGAUUCACUAUCCAAUGACUACAAGGUGCUCUUUCUGGUUGUGUUUCAUAACGAUGGACAGGAUUCGAAUGAGGCUUGGUUGUUCUCAUUAAAUAAGUGUUCUUGGCGGAGGAUUACUGAAGUUUCCCCCAAGCAUAGGUGUUGUACUGGAGUUAGGCAGAUGGCUUUUGUAAAUGGUGCUUUGCAUUGGCAUGGUUUCUUGAAUUAUGACGCGCAUUCACAUGUGAUGUUCGCUUUUGAUCUGAGCACAGAGAAGUUUCACGUGAUGAGUUAUCCCAACACUCCAGUUCAUUUUCAUCCAGACAUGUCUGUGAUUAAAUAUGAAGAAUCCAUCGCCGUGAUUAUCCCUGCUAGCCAUGGUUACAAUCGAGUUGAUUCUUGGGUCAUGAAGGAGUACGGUGUAAACAGUUCGUGGACGAAUGUGUUACAUCCAACUGGGGAAGGCAGAGAGUUAGUUAUUGACGCAGCAGGCUUGAUGGAUGUGUAUGGGGUUCGCAAGAAUGGAGAACUUUUAGUGAAUGUGACUCGGGAGCAUGGUCGUGGGUGUGAACUAGCUACACUGGAUUUGAACUGCCACCAAAGUGAGCAACGGCUAAAGCGUCUUGGAAUCAGAACCCAGCAUGGUGAUUCGUAUGUUGGAAGCUUUGUGGAGAGCCUGGUGUUAUUUGACAAAGGGGAACAAGAUGCUAAGGGGCGUAAACCAAAAAACAGAAAACCAAAAAAAAGAUACUAAGGGGCAUUCGGAGUGAAAGCGUAAUGCCAUUAGCCAGUAUGGAAGUAAGUGUCCCCCAUCUCUUCUUUAUCCGUUAUUUCCUCUGCAAUUACUUAAUUGGAUUUGGAAUGUGCUCUUGUUUGAAGGCUACUGUUAAUGACU
Cuscuta campestris is the source of this 1389-nucleotide messenger RNA. The record is from the annotation of a GenBank genome assembly. NCBI's taxonomy places the organism in Eukaryota, Viridiplantae, Streptophyta, Magnoliopsida, Solanales, Convolvulaceae.